This is a messenger RNA of Gastrolobium bilobum, 1260 nucleotides long. RefSeq names its product metacaspase-5-like. Gene Ontology annotation, biological process: proteolysis. NCBI's taxonomy places the organism in Eukaryota, Viridiplantae, Streptophyta, Magnoliopsida, Fabales, Fabaceae. The record is from RefSeq and is a predicted model, not a curated record. The transcript is spliced from 2 exons. The coding region runs from base 1 to 1260 and encodes 419 amino acids. Gene Ontology annotation, molecular function: cysteine-type endopeptidase activity.
AUGGCUAAUAGUAAGAGGGCAGUGUUGAUAGGAUGCAACUAUGAAGGAACGAAGGCAGAGCUGAAAGGGUGCAUCAAUGAUGUGUGGAGGAUGCACAAAUGUCUCAUUAACAGAUAUGGUUUCUUAGAGGAAGACAUCACUGUCCUCAUUGAUACUGACCAUUCCUACACUCAACCCACUGGCAAGAACAUUCGAUCCGCCCUGUCUAAGCUGGUCGGCUCCGCCUUGCCCGGCGAUGUCCUCUUUGUCCACUACAGCGGCCACGGCACCCGCCUCCCAGCCGAGACGGAGGAGGACGACAACACCGGCUAUGAUGAGUGCAUCGUUCCUUCGGAUAUGAAUCUCAUCACAGAUGAUGACUUCAGGGAACUUGUAAGCAAGGUCCCUAAAGGUUGUAGGAUCACAAUUGUGUCAGAUUCUUGCCACAGUGGUGGCUUGAUUGAAGAAGCUAAGGAGCAAAUAGGAGAUAGCACAAAGGAAGAAGGCCAGAAUUCAGGCUCUGGCUUUGGAUUCAAAAACUUUCUCCAUAGAACUGUUGAAGAUGCCAUUGAAUCUUAUGGUAUCGAUAUUCCAUCAGAAUUGCACCACCAUAGAUACAAGAAUGUUGUUGAAGAAAGACAUGUUGAACUUCCUCAUGGGGAUUAUGGCUACUUGAAGAAUAGGUCAUUGCCUCUUUCAACUCUUAUUGAUAUACUAAAGCAGAAAACAGGGAAAGAUGAUAUAGAUGUUGGGAAAAUAAGACCUUCACUUUAUUAUAUCUUUGGGGAAGAUGCUAGUCCUAAAGUGAAGAAGUUCAUGAAGUUUAUCUUGAACAAACUAGAACAACAUGGAGGUGGAGAAAGUGGAGGACAUGGUGGAAUUUUGGGGCUGGUGGGUAACCUUGCCCAAGAGUUUCUCAAACAAAAGCUGAAUGAGAGUGAUGAUGAGGGAUACAAAAAACAUGGCGUGGUGACACAUGUGGGAAGUAAGCAAGAGGCAUAUGCUACAUCAACUAAGCACAACCUUGUAGAUUGUGGAAUCUUGUUGAGUGGUUGCCAAACUGAUCAAACUUCUGCUGAUGCAAGUCCUUAUGGAGAUUCUGGGAAUGCUUAUGGGGCUUUUAGCAAUGCCAUUCAGGCUAUAAUUCAGGAGACUGAUGGUUCAGUUACAAAUAGGGAGCUUGUUCUGAAGGCUAGGAAGAAGCUUAAGAGACAGGGUUUUACUCAGAAACCAGGACUCUAUUGCAGUGACCAAAAUGUUGAUGCUCCUUUUGUGUGUUGA